GAUUGGCCUGCUGCGCUUUGUGAUGUUAUUCAUGUGAGAGUGUGUGUGUGUGUGUGUGUGUGUGUGUGUGUGUGUGUGUGUGUGUGUGUAUGCGCAUGCUGAUGUGAUGUGAGGACUUUGUGAAGAUCCGACUGUCAUGCAGCGGUGUAAAGCUCUGGGUGUGUGAGAGCAAUGCGCAAUAGCAACCAUAGCCAGUCUUAUAGUAAGUCACCGAGCAUGACGCGCCGGAGCGCCUUUACGCAGGCAGGAUGUCCACAGUUUGCGAAUAAUUACACCAACCAGCAAUAUUUCGGAGAGAAAAUAAGUAUGCUUUAGUGCUUUCCUGUUGUCAUAUUUUGGAUACAAACACAGGCCUACAAAGUGGAAGUGGGUUGAGAGAAGAGCAGCCACGUUCUUCAGAGAAGCAGCGAUGGAGGAAGAGCGGGACUUGAACAGCACGGAUAGCAGCGAGGGAGAGAGCGUCUCCCCCUCUCCCAGCUUGCCCUCGCCGCCCCUGCUGCCUCUGCAGGUCGCCCAGCAGGCCCACAGAACCACCAACUUUUUCAUCGACAACAUUUUGCGGCCGGACUUCGGCUGCAAGAAGGAGCACGGCCUGGGCCCGCGGGAGAGGGCGCAGACCUCCGGCCGGGAACGCGUCCACCCGGUAGUGAGCAGGCCGAGCCUUCCCGGGACGCCGUGCCAGGACUCCAAUUGCAGCAGUGACAGCUCGUCGUCCUCCGCCUCCUCUACCUCUUUGGCGAGUCCCCAAAAGAGUAACGGCAGCGGCGGAGGAAUCGCAGCCGCCUCCACUGGGAGCAGCGGCAUGAAAGCCGAGGAAAGAACUGGCGGCGGGGCCGGGGAAAACACGUCCUCCUCGCUGGUGGUGCUGAACGGCACCGGGGCGGCAACGCCGGAGAGCCAGCCGCUGCUCUGGCCUGCCUGGGUCUACUGCACCCGGUACUCGGACAGGCCCUCAUCUGGCCCAAGGACACGGAAACUGAAAAAGUCGAAAAGCGGCAAAGAGGACAAGCGGCCGCGCACGGCCUUCACGGCCGAGCAGCUGCAGAGACUGAAGACGGAGUUCCAGGUGAACCGCUACAUCACGGAGCAGCGGCGGCAGUCCUUGGCCCAGGAGCUCAACCUCAACGAGUCCCAGAUCAAGAUCUGGUUCCAGAACAAGCGGGCUAAGAUCAAAAAGGCCAGCGGCUUCAAGAACGGGCUGGCGCUGCAGCUGAUGGCCCAGGGACUGUACAACCAUUCCACCACCACCAUCCAGGAGGACAAGGAGGACAGCGACUGACGAGACCGCUCGCCGCUUCCCUCCACACACACACACACACACACACACACACACACACACACACACACACACACACUCUGUACAUUGUAAAUAUAUAUAAUCUCUAAUUUAACAAUGAGGAUGGGGACGUAGAGCUGAGCGGAUCUUCUUUUGUCAGCAGUUCUCCUCCUCUUCAUCUCCGUCUCCUCCUCUUCGAAAGUGACUGAUACAGCAGGACAGGACAGGACAGGACAGGACAGGACAGGACAGCCUGCAGACUCUUAUCGGACUAACCCGCCACUGCAAAAACCAAAGAUUUUAUUGGAAAACAGAGCCUGGACACUUUUAAAAACAAUAAAGAGAAAAACAUUUACCGUAUUUCUGUGUCCCCUGAGCUCAGAGUGAAAUGGACCCCUCCUCCCCCUCCUCCUCCUCCUCCUCCUCCGCCACCCACAGCCGUAAUAUAAGCCCACAUGCAGCGGGGGCAGUUUCCCUUCAGCUUCUGUAGCUUUGGUUCCGGACGGUGCUGCUGCUGCUGCCGCUGCUGAACUGAACCCACCGGCCCUCCGGCAGCCAGAGACAGCCCAUCGGAUUCAUUGGACUUUUGUUUUUAUUGUUUUUGUAGACCAACGGACUUCUAAGAACUGUAAUAAUAUUUUACACAUUUUACACCCAUGCACACAGUGCCAAAAAGAAAGAACACAGUGAUGACAGGGGGUGAACAGCCUAUAUGUAAAGUCACUUCUGAGCACGAGAACAUACAGUUAAUGCCUCCGGGAUUAUUACAGGAAUAUUAUACAAAUACUAUAAUGUCGGGGCCUUGGCAUUGUGAACACUGAGGCUAUUAUGCUUAUUACUGAGUUUUUUUUUGUUUUUUGUUUUUUAAAUUGGGGAUUUCAACAAAGGAAGUUUAUGUUCUAAAAUUUAAAAAAAAAAAAUAGGCUAUAUGCAAUCUGAAUUAUUGAUGCUGAGUCCAGAUUUGUUUUUAAUGCAAAAUAUUUCCAUUUGGCAAUUUUCAUUUUUAUUUAGCCUACAUUAAAUAAACAAAGGAGUUGGCAUUCUCUCACAAUAGUUUUUGAAACCAAAGAUUUCGACCAUACAGAAAAUAUAAAUGUGAAUAAUUACCAGGGCAAAUAAAACUUGAAAAAAAUCUAAAUAUUUAGAAAAUAAUGUGUUGCAGGAUUUGGAACCGUGAUCUCAUUAUCUCUAAAACCCUGCGUAGGCCUACAGCAGACAUCUAUAUAGCCUAUAGCCUAUAAUACAUACAUACACAUAGUUAUAGUCGAAAUCCACCGAAAGAAACGUUGAAUUCUUCACACUGUCAUAUUCCUAUACAUUCCUGUUUGUGUGCUACUAAAAGCUCGUGAUUUGAUUCUUUAUAAGCCCUAAUGGCAUAUUCAUCAUCAUGUCCUUCUAAUGCUUCUGUUUGGACCCAGAGUGUGUUUGUACUGCUACUUUAAGGGAAUAUUCUAGCAUAUUGCGAGAUUGUUCACUGUGGUGUUUGUAUACUAUCCCUCUGAAAGUGACCAUAUGAUUACUGCAGUUCUCAACAGAUGGGAAAUACGAGGCUCGUGUACUGUAACAUCUCUGUGCGUCGACUCCUCAUGGUGUUGCCUUUUAUUUCGGCAUGGUAAAGCUGCAGAGGCCCGCUGUCCUGCAGACACAGCGAACAGCGUCACUCUAUCUGAGAUAUGUCAGCGAGGGGGAAAUAUAUU
Sander lucioperca (pikeperch) is the source of this 2973-nucleotide messenger RNA. RefSeq names its product homeobox protein engrailed-1-B. Lineage: Eukaryota; Metazoa; Chordata; Actinopteri; Perciformes; Percidae. The coding region runs from base 410 to 1279 and encodes 289 amino acids. The record is from RefSeq and is a predicted model, not a curated record. Gene Ontology annotation, molecular function: RNA polymerase II cis-regulatory region sequence-specific DNA binding; DNA-binding transcription factor activity, RNA polymerase II-specific. Gene Ontology annotation, biological process: regulation of transcription by RNA polymerase II; neuron differentiation; multicellular organism development. The transcript is spliced from 2 exons. Gene Ontology annotation, cellular component: nucleus.